GCAACAUUCUGACUGGAAGAAAUUUGUUUAACAUUUAAACCUAUUUUCUGCACAUUCCAGCACAUAAAAUAAAAUAUUUUUCUGUGUUUACACUCACUCUUUCAAAUAGAAUACGUCAAAGGCUGAAUCAGCAUAAGAGCAGGGUGUGGCAAAGUAAAGGGGUGUGUUCUCAUACAAUAAAAGGACACGCUAAGGAUUAAUCUUGCCAGACAAGUUUCAUUCAUCAUUACACUGUCAUGGCUGGGAGAGGGAAACCGCGCAAGCUAAACAGUCUCGACGCUGAGUGCACUAAAGUAAGUUCUCCUGAUUUAACAGAAGGGAAGCAGAGUGAAAAACAAACGAAACAGAAACCAAAGAAAGCGGAGCAGAAAAAUCCAAACGAUGCUGAAGAAAAGUUUCCUCCUGACAGUACCAGAAGAGAAUCUCCAGACAGCAGAGCGGAGAGAACACGUGCUACCAGGACCAAGUCGACAAAACAACUUCCAGUGGCGAAACAGACAAAGGAAAAUCCAAAAACCACAAGAACAAAGAAUACAGAAGAGGCUUCAGAACAGACCACAAAAACCGAAAUAAGUGCUGGCAAAGCCAAAUCACCACCAGCAAAAGCCCGUGAUGCCAAGCCAAAAGUAGAAGUACAAUCUGCUGAGCAGGAUACAAAGGUUGCACCAGGAAAAUCUCAGGAUUUAAAAAGGAAAGACAUGACCAAAGAAAAAGCUUCAACAGAUUAUAUCCUUAAGGAAACUCUGGAAAAAAUUAGAAUUAAGAUGAUUGACAAAGUCAACGCAGCAGAAGUCAUAAAUGCGAUAAUACAAAAUAUAAUCAAUCAUUUAAAACAAAAUACAUCAAGCUUUAAAGAGGUACAAGAACCCCUAAAAACAGGAAGCUACUAUGAAAAUCUAAAGAUUUGUAAUCCUGAUGAAUUUGAUGUCAUGCUGCCCAUCUUGGUUGAUCGGGUGAAACUUGAACCAUUUGGAGAUGAUGGCGCAUUUUACAGUGUGGAAUUAAAACGUGGCCAGAAGACUCUGGAAAAUUUAGAAAAUGGCAUUUUAUCUGCUACCAAGAUGCUCAAUGAGUUCAGGGAAGAAGUGAAGAAAUGUGUCAAGAAUUUUACUGAAUGGAAGGUGGACAAGAAGAAAAAAGGCUGUCCAGCAGUGACCCUGACCACACAUGUACAAUCAGUCCCAAUUAAGCUGGAUGUUGUUCUCUGCCUUAUGGUUAAAUCAAGCUGGCCGCCUUUCACAACCGAAGGCCUUAAAAUAAACAACUGGCUUGGGGAUAAGGCUAAGCAGGAAUACAGGCAAAAGCCGUAUUAUCUGGUCCCAAAAUAUGAGGGCAAGGGUACAGUGGAAAGUGAUGGGGUCCUUAAUAAAGAUGUUUGGAGAGUUUCAUUCUCUCACAUUGAGAAGGCCAUCCAAAAUCACGGAUCAAAGAAGACUUGCUGUGAAAAAAGUGGAGAAAACUGCUGCAGGAAGUCCUGUCUGAAACUCCUAAAGCACCUGCUACAUCUGCUGAAGGAAAGGGACUCUUCAUUUGACAAGUUUUGCUCUUAUCAUGCCAAAACGACACUCUUUCAUGCCUGUUGCUUGCGAACUGAUGACAGCAACUGGAGAGCCUCAGACCUGAGCAAUUGUUUCCAGCUGCUCCUGGAAGACUUUGAACGUUACUUGGAAAAUGGUGAACUAUGCAACUUUUUCAUUCCAAGUCAGAACCUGUUCUCUGGUAUUAGAAAGUGCAAAUGUCUGUCCGGUGCUAUCAGGGAGGAACGUCUGAACGGCUUUCCUAUUUUCAGGGAACAACUUACAAAAGUCACGAGCUCAGACGUGCAUUAAUGUCCAUUUUUAAGUGCUAUAGUGUCUUGAUGCAUGCUCAAUCAAAUGCUGCAUCCAGAUGAACAGAAUCUUCGAAAGUUGAUUCUGUUCAUCUGGAGGUACCCAGAUAGCAAAUAUCCAUUGAAACAAUGUUUAGUCAAUAUCAGUUGAAUCUAUUGAAAAAACAUUGAAAUCUGAUAUUGACGUAACAUCACUCUUGCACCCUUUUUUAAUGUUGAUACAACAUCAGGAUUUGAUAUUGAAUCAAUGUUGAACGCUGAUGUUGAUUUUCCAUCACUUUUGCACCCUUGGUUACUAUUGAAACAACAAUAAAAUCAUGAUUAAAAAUCAGUAUUUAACAGGUAUUUGUAUCAAUACUAAACCACUGCAAAUUACCAGCAAUACUUAAACCUGCUAAAAAGACAAUUGUGUAUGAUCCACAAAUAGGAAACCAUUAUAUGCUGGACAUUAUCUUACAAUUUGUCAUGUCCAUAAAAAUAUCCCUAUACUAUGAAGCAUCUGGCAUUAUGUAAUAAAAAAAUGACAGACAUCUGUGUGUCAAUAACAAAGGAUCAGAUGAUGGAUCAGAUGAAAAAUCAACAUCAGUUCAACGUCUCCUUGCCAUAUAGCGUUUUCAGACGCUAUGAGAUUUACUUACCUGGAUGAUUGAGCAUGAAUCAACACAGAUGAACAGAAACAACUUUUUGGGAAGUCCUAUAGUGUUUACAAUGCCUCAGUAAUUUACAACUUUGAGUUUUCAUGUGAUUUUGUUGUUUCCUGUUUUGCAACACAUUUAUAAGAAAUUCUACUAGUACAACUGAGAUGUAGGGGUACAGUUACAGAAGUACUUAUAUACUUUUCUUAUUACGUGUUUCUUUAUUAUAUUCUAAGUCAAUCCUUAAUAUAUUGCUUAAAUGUGUUUUUAAUAUGUCAGCUAUUAAUCAGCAAAUUACAUUAUCUUUUCAUUGCCCAUAUAUAUUAUUAUAUAUUAUAUUUUUUAACUGACUUUUUUCUGAAGCCAGACGAUACCUCUUAUUUGUAA
Messenger RNA from Oreochromis aureus, 2850 nucleotides. RefSeq names its product cyclic GMP-AMP synthase (gene cgasa). Gene Ontology annotation, cellular component: nucleus; site of double-strand break; cytosol. The record is from RefSeq and is a predicted model, not a curated record. NCBI's taxonomy places the organism in Eukaryota, Metazoa, Chordata, Actinopteri, Cichliformes, Cichlidae. Gene Ontology annotation, molecular function: double-stranded DNA binding; 2',3'-cyclic GMP-AMP synthase activity; chromatin binding. Gene Ontology annotation, biological process: activation of innate immune response; DNA damage response; cellular response to exogenous dsRNA.